AACUACAACGCCCAUAAUGCUUUGCUGAAGUACGUCACCACCCCGCCUCGUGACCGAUCCCGGUACAAAGAAAUAGAGGUGACCUCCGAAACAAGUGGCAGAGAGGCGCAGUUUGCAGGACGAAUUCUUACAAAAUGGCUGAUCCUAUCCGAGUUCUGGUGACCGGCGCGGCUGGGCAGAUUGCCUACUCCCUGCUCUACGGCAUCGCCAAGGGAGACGUGUUUGGCAAAGAUCAGCCUAUUGUCCUGGUGCUGUUGGACAUCACCCCCAUGCUGCCCGUGCUGGACGGCGUGGUCAUGGAGCUGCAGGAUUGCGCUCUCCCACUUCUGAAGGAGGUCAUCCCUACAGAUAAAGAGGAAGUGGCAUUUAAGGACCUGGAUGCUGCCAUUCUGGUGGGCUCCAUGCCCAGGAAGGAGGGAAUGGAGAGGAAAGACCUGCUCAAGGCCAACGUGGCCAUCUUUAAGUCUCAGGGCGCAGCGCUGGACAAGUACGCCAAGAAGACGGUCAAGGUUCUGGUGGUGGGAAACCCAGCCAACACCAACUGUCUGAUUGCAGCUAAAUCAGCUCCCUCCAUUCCCAAAGAGAACUUCUCCUGCCUGACUCGCCUGGAUCAUAACCGUGCCACCUCUCAGGUGGCAAUGCGCUGUGGUGUUUCAGCCAGCAACGUGAAGAACGUGAUUAUCUGGGGAAACCACUCAUCCACCCAGUACCCCGACGUCCACCACUGCACGGUCAGCGUGGGGGGGAAAGACGUGGCUGCGUACGACGCCGUGAAGGACGACAGCUGGCUGAAAGGAGACUUCAUCUCUACGGUUCAGCAGCGUGGAGCAGCAGUCAUUAAGGCACGCAAGCUCUCCAGCGCAAUGUCUGCUGCGAAGGCCAUCUGUGACCACAUGAGGAACAUCUGGACCGGCACUGCUGAGGGCGAGUUUGUCUCCAUGGGUGUGUACUCGACCGGAAACUCGUAUGGCGUUCCUGAUGACCUCAUCUAUUCAUUCCCCGUCACCAUCAAAGAUAAAUCCUGGAAGAUCGCCGAGGGUCUGGCCAUCAAUGACUUCUCCCGAGCCAAGAUGGACGCCACCGCAGCUGAGCUGGUGGAGGAGAGAGACACCGCCAUCUCCUUCCUGAGUGUGUGACUAAAUCACAAGCCAAAUACGCACCUCCACCCAGACGCACGUCUGUGAAACGCCCCAAAAAGCACUCCGCUGUCGUCUUUUUCCCCAUUUUCCCUUAAAAUUAUAUUUCAGUAGGAAAUCAUUAGAUCACAUAUCAGCACAGCAAUGUGUGUGUAUGUGUGUGUUGUAACAUAGGAAUCUGUAGAACCUGUAGAUUCUAGAAGUCUAGAAUUCAGGUUGUGUUUCAAUUCGUCGCUUGGUGCCUGUUCCCUCCUCUCUUGUCUAUUAGAGAAUUCGCACAAAUGAGACGGUCAGAGAGAGAAAGUAAUACAGUGUAAUAGGUCAUAGAUGCAGUAUAAGGUCAAUAAGUGCUCUCUCUCUCUCUCUCUCUCUCUCUCUAUCUAUCUAUCUGGAUGUGUGUGUUAUCAAGCCUUUAAAAGGAAACUUUGAGUUGUUACAUCACCAGUUAGUUUAAAACAUGGUUCAGUUGAACUAAUCUUCAUAUACAUGAAAUUACCAUGCACUAGUUGUCAAAUUACUGUACCUGACGGUUUGUCAAUAAAUGAAAGUGAAAAUGUAAA
Messenger RNA from Pangasianodon hypophthalmus (striped catfish), 1696 nucleotides. RefSeq names its product malate dehydrogenase 1Ab, NAD (soluble) (gene mdh1ab). NCBI's taxonomy places the organism in Eukaryota, Metazoa, Chordata, Actinopteri, Siluriformes, Pangasiidae. Gene Ontology annotation, cellular component: cytosol; mitochondrion. The record is from RefSeq and is a predicted model, not a curated record. Gene Ontology annotation, molecular function: L-malate dehydrogenase (NAD+) activity. The transcript is spliced from 9 exons. Gene Ontology annotation, biological process: tricarboxylic acid cycle; malate metabolic process; oxaloacetate metabolic process. The coding region runs from base 135 to 1136 and encodes 333 amino acids.